Molecule: messenger RNA, 5499 nt
Organism: Bacidia gigantensis
Lineage: Eukaryota; Fungi; Ascomycota; Lecanoromycetes; Lecanorales; Ramalinaceae
Exons: 2
Coding region: 1-5499 (1832 amino acids)
Biological process (GO): mitotic actomyosin contractile ring assembly; actin filament bundle assembly; barbed-end actin filament capping
Cellular component (GO): mating projection tip; cell division site
Molecular function (GO): small GTPase binding; actin binding
Source: RefSeq, a predicted model, not a curated record
AUGCCAUCGACCACAUCCUCACAUGACAGCAAGUCAAGACAAUCCUCUGGCGGCAGGUCAUUCUUUGGAAGGAAGCUCAAAGACAAGCCCAACCAUCAAGAGCAUUUAGAGCAAGAUGGCGGAGAAAUACUACAAGUUGCAAGCGGCGGCUCUAACAACAGCGCCAAUAACUCGCGCUCCUCACGCCACUCCCAAAGACCGCCAAUACAGAUAGACAUGGGUCAAGAGCCGCCGGAUAAUUUGGGGUUCUCCAUGACUGCUGGUGUAAUUACUUCCAUUCCUUACGACAGCGUCCCCGCAGACCCCAAAAGUCCGAUCGCGGUAGAUUACCUUCCUAAAAAUGAGAGUACGACGCCGAAAAGAAAAGAGCCGCUACCUCAUCAGCUGAACAGAGGAGGCGCUGAUUUUCAUCAAUAUCCUGCCUGGGACCCUCAAAGUGCUCCUAUGCCGACAAAUGGGUCGGCCUCACAUCUUUCUGGGCCGCGACCGCCACCUCACUACUCCUCAAGUGCAGCCUCUUUAAAACCUCAAUCUACAACACUACCAGUGCGUGAUAGUAGCAGGCGGCCUGCACCCAAUUUUGCAAUUGGGGAUGCGGCAGCUCCUAUCCAGGAUCCACACGCCACGUUCAAUUCUACAUCAACUGGUGAUUCGGCAUCGAAUCAUCGCAAUUCUUUUGACCAGAUGAGCGUCAUGUCUUCUGUUUCGUCUGCCACUCGCUCGAGCAUCUUUUCCUCGGACAACUCAUCACGGACCGCUGUGCAGGAUCAGCGGCCAGGGACGUCUGGGAAACAUUCGCACUUUCAUGGCUCUCACACCGCUCAACAGCCGAGCUACUCUUCCUCAACUCCGUUCAACCCUGACGGCUUUCACUUUCCUCGACCGAACGACGAUCGAGUCAUUGAGCAGCAGUUCGUUGAUAUGAUGAAUAAGAGAAAUUUUCAAGCAAUGCCUGAGCAAGCAAAGAGACAAAUGCUGGCCUACCCAGCGAGCAAGAAGUGGCAGUUAGUGCACCAAGACAAAAUGAUGGAGUGGCAAGGAGAGCAAAAAAGACGGCAGGCUGCAAGGAAUACCAUCAUGAGCGUCGAUGGAGGGCCAAGUAUGAUCUCGAGAGCAGACGAAGAAGGCAGUCCAGAAUGGUACGUUAAGCGGGUCAUGAACGAUACUAUCACCGCGAAGCAACUGGGGAGUCUCAGUGUCAGUCUGAGAACGCAACCAAUCAGCUGGGUGAAGGCUUUUGUUGAAGCUCAGGGUCAGCUCGCCUUGUCAAAUGUACUGGGAAAGAUCAAUCGGAAACAAGGUCAAGGACCAGCACCCGUGCAAGGUUCGACGAGCGAAAAAGAUCUGGACAGAGAAUACGAUAUCAUCAAGUGCUUGAAGGCUCUCAUGAAUAACAAAUACGGCGCUGACGAUGCUCUUGCCCAUCAGCAGGUUGUUGUUUCCUUGGCCACCUCUCUCACGUCGCCACGUUUGACGACGAGGAAGCUUGUCAGCGAGGUCUUGACUUUUCUGUGCCAUUGGGCAGAUGGAGAUGGACAUCUCAAGGUACUACAGGCGAUGGACCACGUCAAGAAUCAGCAGGGAGAGAACGGCCGCUUUGACGCCUGGAUGCGAAUAGUCGAAGUAAGUAUCGAUGGGCGGGGCAAGAUGGGCAGCAUGGUUGGUGCUAGUGAAGAAGUACGAAGCGGUGGAAUCGGCAUGGAGAACAUGCUCAUGGAAUAUGCUGUGGCCACGCUUUUCUUGAUCAAUAUGAUGAUCGAUGCACCAGAACAUGAUCUGCAGAUGCGGUGCCAUAUCAGAGCUCAAUUUACCUCGUGUGGUAUCAAGCGCAUAUUGCACAAGAUGGAGGAUUUUCAGUACGAAGUCAUUGAUAAGCAGAUCGAGCGUUACCGGGAGAAUGAGGCCAUAGACUACGAGGAUCUGAUGCAACGGGACGCCAGCAGUAUGAAGGAUAGCUUUGAAGCAGAUGUCAAAGAUCUACAAGAUCCGACAGAAGUCGUCAAUGCGAUCAUGAACAAAGUGCAAGGAAGCAGAGCACAAGACUAUUUCCUGUCUGCUAUGCAGCAUAUGCUCCUCAUCAGAGACAAUGACGGCGAGGAUCGACUUAGGAUGUUCCAACUCGUAGACGCCAUGCUCAGCUACGUUGCAAUGGACCGUAGGCUGCCGGACAUGGACCUCAAACAGAGUCUGAAUUUCUCCGUCCAGAAUCUACUGGAUAGAUUACAUACAGACUCGGAAGCACGGCUGGCAAUCGAUGAAACGACUGAGGCAAGACAAGUGGCAGACUCAGCCAUUGCUGAACGAGAUGAGAUGAAAGCUCGGAUUGACAUGGGCGCUGACGGCUUGGUGGCCAAAUUGCAAAAGCAACUUGAAGAGCAAGCGCAGAUCAUUGAGCUCCAGGGGCGACAGAAUGAUGCACUGAAGUCUGAAUUAGCAGACCUGCAAAGAAUACGUGCUCAAGAGCUGCAACGGAACGAACUGGAAACCAGAGAGCUCUAUCUAAUGUUACGGGACGCUCAAGAUUUCGCCGCCUCCGUCGCCAAGAAAGGUGUGCCCGAAGCUAUGGCUUCAAUGGAUCCAAAGAAGAUGCAAGGCAUACUCGAUCGAGAUGCGCUCAUGGCUCGUCUCGAAACACAGCUAGAAAGGGCAAAGACCCAAUGCAAGCUCGAAGGAAAGGUCUGGCAGCAAUCUAGCCCCAAUGAAAGGCUACGGGAAUUGCGUGAGCAAAUGGACGGUGGUGAGCCAGGUGAGCGCGAGAACUAUGCCGCCCGAAUUACUCGAGAGUUCAGCGGCGGUCCAAUCAGCAGAACAACUCGAAGCAAGAUCUUGAAGGGUCCCAGACGCGCAGCUGCAGAAGCAUUGGCUGCUCGUGAGAGCAAUAGUACUGAUAGCAGCUACAAAGUCGAUGGCGAGGGUGAUGAUGCGGUCAUAUAUGAGAAGCCCAGAAUUGUCCAAAUGAAGCGGCCUCAAAUGAGCGCUCGACAAGCAACUGGUCUCUUAGGUGAGAUAGCAGCCAAGGUCAAACGAGUCGACGCAAGCGAAGACGAAGAUGGCGACGGUAUCACGACGGGCACCUCGCACCCGAGUCUUGAGUCGGAUUCCCCAAAGACACCCAUCGAUGAGCCUUCACCGAAAGAUCAAGCCGAUAGAAAGGACAUGCCUCCUCCGCCGCUACCUGUUUCUAUCAAUGCUCCGUCGGCUCCAAAGAUCACCGGCUUCGAAGGUGGUCCUCCACCUCCACCUCCACCACCGCCUCCGCCGCCACCUACGCCUCCAAUGAGUUCUUCUCCUGCUAUGCCGGGCUUCUCCAAUAAUGCUCCACCGCCACCUCCUCCGCCCCCUAUGCCGGGUACCAUGCCAGGCACGCCUAGCUCUAUUCCUGGAUCCAAUCGUACAUCUUUGGGCCCGCCACCCACGCCUGGUGCACCACCACUCCCCAGUCCGAAGAAGGGUGGCUACCACGGUCAACUACAAUAUCCAGACGCUCCCACCUUGCAUCUUCCAACGCUAAGGCCGAAGAAGAAGCUGAAGGCUCUCCAUUGGGACAAGGUAGAUACUCCACAAGUCACGGUUUGGGCUUCACAUGCGCCAACUCAUCAAGAAAAGGAAGAGAAGUACCAAGAGCUCUCUCGUAAGGGAGUCUUGGACGAAGUCGAAAAGUUGUUCAUGGCCAAAGAGAUCAAAAAGAUAGGCACGACUGCUGGUAAGAAAUCCGACAAAAAACAAAUCAUUGGAAGCGACUUGCGGCAGAAAUUCUUGAUCUCGCUUGCAAAAUUCUCAACCAACGAUGCGGACGACGUGAUUCGCAUGAUCAUCCAUUGCGAUCGAGAGAUCCUUGAUAAUAAUGUGGUCAUGGAUUUCCUCCAGAAAGAUGACAUGUGCAGUGUGCCUGAAAACACCGCUAAGCUUAUGGCUUCUUACAGCAAAGAUUGGACGGGCCCAGACGCUCUCAAGACACCUCGAGAGCAAGAUCCAGCCGAGCUGACAAGAGAAGAUCAAAUAUACCUCGCUACAGCGUUUGAGCUCAGCCACUAUUGGAAGUCGAGAAUGCGAGGUCUCCAGCUUACUCGAACUUUUGAGCCAGAAUAUGAUGUGAUUUCAAAGCAAUUGAGGGAGGUUGUCAAGGUGUCUGAAUCUUUGCGUGAUUCUGUGGCCCUCAUGAACAUUCUUGGCCUUAUUCUUGAUAUUGGUAACUACAUGAACGACUCUAACAAACAAGCCACUGGGUUUAAGCUGAGCUCACUUGGUCGGCUUGCCAUGGUCAAGGACGAGAAGAAUGAGUCUACCUUUGCAGAUCUUGUUGAGCGAAUUGUCCGCAAUCAGUAUCCGGAAUGGGAAGGCUUCAUCGAGGACAUUGGCGGCGUCGUCACGGCGCAAAAGCUCAACAUUGAACAGCUGCGCGUUGAUGCCAAGAAGUAUAUUGACAAUAUCAAGAACGUACAGUCGUCACUUGACUCGGGCAAUCUAAGCGAUCCCAAGAAAUUCCAUCCACAAGACCGAGUCAGCCAAGUCGUCCAGCGCUCGAUGAAGGAUGCAAGAAGGAAAGCCGAACAAAUGCAAUUAUACCUCGAGGAAAUGAGCAGGACUUACGACGACAUCAUGACUUUCUACGGCGAAGACAGUACAGAUGAGAAUGCGCGAAGGGAUUUCUUCUCCAAGCUUGCCAACUUUGUUCUUGAAUGGAAGCGAUCCAAAGACAAGAACAUGGCAAUUGAAGAAACCCGCCGCCGCAACGAGGCGUCUAUGGCUCGCAAACGCGCCCACCAAAAAGCUGUCAACCCAGCUGCAGCCAGCAUCGCGUCCCCGACAGACAGCCCUCUGUCUCCGUCCUCCACUGGUGCCAUGGACUCACUGCUGGAGAAACUCCGCGCCGCGGCCCCACAAGCCAAAGACCAACGAGAUCGCAGGCGCAGGGCUAGAUUGAAGGAUAAGCACGAAGUCCGCAAAGCGAGCGGGCAGGCCAUUCCUGAUUUGCACGACCUUACGAAGCCAAGAGAUGACGGCACCAACGGCGAGGCACCUUCCCUCUCGCCCGACGCAGAUGGGGAACGUAUGGAUCCCAUCUCUGAAGGCGAGGAUAUCGCUGAACGAGCAGCCAACAUGCUGCAAGGGCUCCGUGAUAAUAAGACCCCUGAUGACGUCGACGCCAACGGACGACCAGGCAGUCGCGAUGGCAGUGGCAGUCUGAGGGUGAGAAGGAAGAGAGAAAGCGCUAACGAGGAACGCAUGAAUCGGAGGAGGCGGAGGCAAAGGGAGAGCUCGAGUACCAGUGGUGCUACUGCUGAGGAAGAAAUACGUCCGUCGUCCGCUGCCGGCGGCAAUGUUGGUGGCGGUGACACGAUUAAGGAGGACGAGGAAGAAGGCGAUAGCACCAUCAUCGAAGAUCAUGACGAGGAGGGCGGUCUGCCUAAGACGGUCAUCAGUCCUCCGAGCCCAGAGCCGCCGGCCAAGAUGGACGUAGAGGGCCGGGCGGGAAGACCGAUUGUCUUGGACGACUGA